GCGGGAGGCGCUGGCGCCAGACGCGGAGCGAAGGAGCUACGAGUAGCCGCCGAGAGGCCCCGGAGCCAGCGACGACCAAGCCAGCCGAGCCGCCGCCGCCGCGCCGCCAUGGCGGCCGCCAAGGACAACCAUGAGGACCACGACACCUCCACUGAGAAUGCAGAUGAGUCCAACCAUGACCCCCAGUUUGAGCCUAUAGUUUCUCUUCCUGAGCAAGAAAUUAAAACGCUGGAAGAAGAUGAAGAGGAGCUUUUCAAAAUGCGGGCAAAGCUGUUCCGAUUUGCCUCAGAGAACGAUCUCCCAGAAUGGAAAGAACGAGGCACCGGUGACGUCAAGCUCCUAAAGCAUAAGGAAAAAGGGACCAUUCGUCUCCUCAUGAGGAGGGACAAGACCUUGAAGAUAUGCGCCAACCACUAUAUUACGCCAAUGAUGGAGCUGAAGCCAAAUGCAGGCAGUGACCGUGCCUGGGUCUGGAACACCCACGCCGACUUUGCCGACGAGCGCCCCAAGCCGGAGCUGCUGGCCAUCCGCUUCCUCAAUGCUGAAAAUGCACAGAAAUUCAAGACAAAGUUUGAAGAAUGCAGGAAAGAGAUUGAAGAAAGAGAAAAGAAAGGAGGAUCAGGCAAAAACGACAAUGCUGAGAAGGUGACUGAAAAGCUAGAAGCUCUUUCAGUGAAGGAGGAGAGCAAGGAGUCUGAAGAUGAGGAGACCAAGGAAAAAGCCGAGGAGAAGCAAUGAGUCUGAGUCCUCUGCCCUUGCUUUCUGUUCCUUCCUUCUUUUCCUUUUUUAAAACAAUUUGCCCUGCCCCUUUUCGGUUUGUUUUUAUUCUGUUUUGUUUUUACAAGGGACUUUAUAUAAAGAACUGAAUUCUAGCAUUCAGGUGUUUUUUUUCUAAGUUUUUGCCCUCUUGAAGAUGACUUCAGAAAAUCCAUUCCCCAGUCAUGAAAAUGUACUGUGCUAACUUUCUUUUCCAUAGUGGAAACACUUAUUUAUAGUCAUCAAAAAUAGUGAAUAAACAACACAUUGGAAACCUUCAUGGAGGGCAGGACCAUGUGUGCGCCGGCCCUGUCCUGGCAGCAGUGUGGGUUCCUGCUGGCCCCGGGGUGUUGGGGUGGCACUCUGGGUCUGACCCCGCUUGUCAUACUUGUUUUGGACUUUGGGCGGCUGCG
Messenger RNA from Pteronotus mesoamericanus, 1169 nucleotides. It is a transcript of the gene RANBP1, whose product is annotated as RAN binding protein 1. NCBI's taxonomy places the organism in Eukaryota, Metazoa, Chordata, Mammalia, Chiroptera, Mormoopidae. Bases 109 to 738 code for a protein of 209 amino acids. Gene Ontology annotation, molecular function: GTPase activator activity. The record is from RefSeq and is a predicted model, not a curated record. Gene Ontology annotation, cellular component: nuclear pore; centrosome; cytoplasm. The transcript has 6 exons. Gene Ontology annotation, biological process: nucleocytoplasmic transport; positive regulation of mitotic centrosome separation.